UUCCCCUACCAAUAGUGUACUAAGCAGUAGCUGCUGCUAGUAUUUCUCUUCUCCUGCGCACCAAAACCGUGCCGCCGGCCGGUUGCCGCCACUGCAAGCCUGCUUGCACCUCUCGGCCGCGCCCGCCCUAUAUCUCUCGCUGGCUAGUCGCUCCCUCCCUGGCCGUCUCUCAGUCUCAGCUAGGGUCUCCCACGCUCCUGAUACCACCGCUUCAGGCUUCACAACUCACUGAACCCACCGGUCUCGAGUUCCUAAGGAUAUGAAGAUUUUCAGUUGGGUAGCGAACAAGAUCGCCGGGAGGCCAGAGUCGAAGCGACCUGCCGCCACUUCUACCGCGCUUUAUCGUGGCAACGUGCCGGAAUGUCGCAACGACGAGUUCAGUGAUUGGCCACAAUCAUUGCUUGCAAUCGGGACAUUUGGAAACAAGCAGAUUGAGGAAGAAGCACAGAGUUCAUCCCGGAAUGUGCAGACCGUGCAAGAUUCAGUGAAGUUUACGGAGGAGGAAGUGGACAACAUCCGAAAGGAAUUCGAAGUGCUGCUAGAAGGCAAUGACCAAGCAGAAGUUCAGGGCUCAUAUGCUGAUGAACAGGCAGCUUCACAAAAACGUGUUGGCGAAGACGUCAACGAGAAGCACCAAGAGCAGUUGAUGAACAAGGAGAUCAUCAUAAGCAAAGCAAAAGAAAUAGUAGGGAAGAAAGGGGUCGCGAUCAAGCCAAGAUCCAUCGCUUCACUUCUCAGACUAUUCGUGUGCAAGGGUGGUUUUACUCCCCCGGUUCCAGACCCAAGGAACUCUUUCCCUCAACCGAGAAUGGAGAAGCUGCUCAAGGCAAUACUGCAGAAGAAAAUACACCCACAAAAUUCCUCCACGGUAGCAACUAGGAGGCAUUUGGACUGGAAGCUAGAUGAGAAAGAAAUCAAUGAGUGCCUCGAGGACGCGCUGCGUGAUCUCGAUGACGAUGGCGCAAAGUGGGUCAAAACUGAUUCAGACUUUAUUGUACUUGAAAUGUAAAGGUGCGCGGAUAUGUUUGUUCUUUUAGGCCAGGUUCCGAAGGUCUUGGCGAGCUUGGUGGGAUCGUGAUAUAUAGAAGGAAAUAUGGCAUAUAGUAAGGAAAGAAGUUAUCAUGUAAUGCACUAAUGCUCCUCCGUUUCUGACAUGAACCAUCUGUUAUAUUUGGAUUAUGAUGAGAAACUUUCGGAACAAAAGCAUAUUCCAUGUCUUAUUCUCUCUUUGGCUAUGAGAUUGUAAAGAAGGCAUCCGAUUUUUCAUUA
Panicum virgatum (switchgrass) is the source of this 1269-nucleotide messenger RNA. RefSeq names its product protein DEEPER ROOTING 1-like. Lineage: Eukaryota; Viridiplantae; Streptophyta; Magnoliopsida; Poales; Poaceae. Gene Ontology annotation, biological process: gravitropism; regulation of growth. The transcript is spliced from 6 exons. The record is from RefSeq and is a predicted model, not a curated record. Bases 260 to 1009 code for a protein of 249 amino acids.